Messenger RNA from Naegleria gruberi, 4911 nucleotides. Its product is annotated as rabGTPase-activating protein. NCBI's taxonomy places the organism in Eukaryota, Heterolobosea, Eutetramitea, Acrasida, Naegleriidae. The transcript is spliced from 2 exons. The record is from RefSeq and is a predicted model, not a curated record. Gene Ontology annotation, molecular function: protein binding; guanyl-nucleotide exchange factor activity. The coding region runs from base 1 to 4911 and encodes 1636 amino acids.
AUGAAUAUUGAAAAGUUGUGUAGCUUGGAAGGUACAACACCUUCGGAUGAUCAUAAGAAACGAUCACAGAUUGCUGGCAUGUUUCAAAAAUUAAUUAAAGAAGAAAAUGAUGUCAAGGAGUUAGAAAAACAUAAUGGAUUUGCAAAUAUUACAAAUUUAAUAGCAAGUUCUGAUGCAACAACAAGAAAGAGAGCUGUUGCUACCUUGUGUAACAUUUCUGCAAUUGAGCAAUGUGGUUCCGUCAUGAGAAAGCACACACUCAUUGAAAGUUUGUGUGAAAGAAUGAAGCCAGAACAUCAAGAAGAUAUUUCCGUAUUGGAAAACAUUACUUGUACUUUUUUGAAUACAUUUAUUGAUGAAAAGAAUAGAGAAUACUUUGUUGGAUUAGGAAAAGUCAAUGAAUAUUUGAAUAAUAUGAUAAAGACAUUAGAAGAAUUAGUUUCUAGUGGAUUAGUUGACGAGCAGAAUGUAACAACUAUUUAUAAUUUACUAAUUGCACUCUCAUCUCUUUGUUUAGAAAGUACAAUUGGUGAACAGGUUAUGAAAUUAGGUGGAGUUACUUUCCUCUGUUCAUUGAUUUGUAAAAUCAAUGCAGGUAGUGAAGAAGAUCACCCACAGGAAAUAAUUGAAGGUGUGACUGCCUGCUUGUGGAAUUUAUUAUUGAUUGAAAAUGUUAAAAGAUUUGUCAUGAUUCCAAAUUUGAAUCAAAAUACUAUUGACACAAAGAUCCUAGUGGAAAAGUUAAUCAUAUUAUCUAAUUCUAAAUUUGCGAAUGUGAAGAGAAAUACUUCACAUAUCAUUCAGAUUCUUUCAUCUAAACUUAUUUUAUCUCCAAGAAAUGAAAAGUCUGGCAAUAACAAUACUCCUUCCACUAAUAAUACUCCUGUCAAUGACAAUUUAUUCGAAAGUAGUGAAAUGAUCCAAAAAUUACUCACAGAAAUCAAACAAUCCGCAAGUUCUAUCAAAAUUAACGAUAUUGAACAAGUGAAAACAUCCAGUGGUAUUCUAUGGAAUAUGGCUGGAAAUAGUCGCGAAGUUAGAGACAAAAUAAGAGAACAGAAAGGUUUAGAAAUUCUUUGCAGUAUUAUUUUGACUGCUCUCAAGUUGUCAUCUAAGAAUAUGAAAAUGUAUAGAGAUGUUGUCUAUAAAGUGACAGGUGCCAUGGCCUCACUUUCUCUAGAUGAAGAGAAUGCGUUGAUUAUGGGUAGUAAUUCAAAUCUCAUACCAUCUUUGCUCAACUCGUUACAACUUUAUCCAAUUAGUGAAAGUGAUAAUUUUACAACUUUGGAAAACGUUUUAACAUUGUUAAACAAUUUGUCAAUUGUAAAGGAAAAUAGAAAGCAAAUCUAUGAAUUGAGAGGUAUUCCUAUUGUUAUUCAAUUUUUGAAGAGCUACAAAUCACUUCAAGAAUUGAAAAUUGCUGAAAAAGCAUCAAAUAUUCUUACAAAUAUGGCUAUUGAUGACGAAUCUUCAAAUAGUAUCCGUGAAGAAGGUGGUAUCGAGUCAUUGGUUUCUAUUGUAUCCAUUGAUCCCGUUAAGGAGGAUAUUGAGACAUCAGAAUCACCAAUUGUUGAUGUUAAUAAUGUUAAGAAGAAGGCUGCCCAUACAUUGUGGAAUUUAAUGCUCCAAGAUGAGAAUCUUAAGAGAAUCGAAGAAGUUGGUGGUUUGAAACCUCUUGUUCAUCUCCUUCCUGAAACUAAUUUGGAAGAAUUGGUAGAAUCUCAAUUAAGAAAAAAGGAAGAGGAAGUUCUAUCAGAUAUUUCAUCAGAUGAUGAAGAUGACGAAGUCAAAUCAACAAAUUCUUCAACUGAUGAAGAGGAAGUUAUGGCUUUUGAAAGACAAAGCUUAAGCGUUCAGGUUGAGGAGGUUAACAAUGACUUACCUGAAGUAAAGACUCCUGAAAAACCUGUCUACCAACCUCCUCAAACACCAUCCAGCUCUCGACCAACAAGAGAACAAAGUGCACAAGUAAGAAACAUUUUGAGACAUUGGGGAAGUAUUUCUGGAGAGGAAGAUUCCAUAAUUCAGGGGUUCAAUGCUUCAGAGCCACUUGUAUCUCCAAAGAAAGAACCAGAACCUGCUGUUGUAGUUAUUGAACCUGUUAAAACUCCAGCAAAAGAGGAAAAGAAGGAAGUUGUCAUUCCAACAGACAAGUUCAAGAAGGCAGCAGCAGUUCAUGUUCAAAAGCAGGACACUGAAAACCUAUCCUCUCCAGUUAAGGAGAGAAAAUUCUCCUCUGUUAUCAAAACUGAAUCUACUGUGAAACCAACAAUUGAGAAAAAGAAGCCAGUUGUCACUAUUUCAAAGGGAGAACCAGCGAUUAUUGAAUCCACAAUGAAAUAUGUUGAAGAAAAACCUUCAACUCCUAAACAAGUUCCAGUCCAAAAAGCAACCCCAACUGUGAAACCAACAGAAGAAGUUGAGGAAGUAAAGAUUAAGGAACCAGAGCAAGUUAAACCUGAACCUAUUGUAGAAAAGAAACCUGAAAUAGUUAAACCUAUUAUCAAAAAUGUUGAACCAAUACCAGAACCAAAGAAAGUUGUGGUAGAAACACCAAAGGAACAAGCAAAACUUCCAUCUCCUGCCACACACGAAAAGGUUCAUAUUCCAUCUCUCAAUCUUCACACACAAGAACCUGAACAGGCAAUCACUCCAAAGACUGCAAACGAUUUCCUUAACAAAUCUUCACCUUCUUUGGGAGUAGAUGUUGUGAGUGAAUUCACAGGAGUGGACUCAGAUUCAGAUUCACAACUCGAUGACACAACACCAAGUGCCUUCGAAGCUUCAACAUUUAUCGAGGUCACUCAAGCUCAAAACGAUUCUGACUCUGAUUCUGAUGUAAUGGUGGAUGAAAAUAGAGAUGAUAUGGAUAUUUUGGCAAAUAUUGGAGUUCAAUCUCAUGAUUACUUGGACGAUAUGGAUGAUUUGAGUGUUUCAACGGCAGAAAAGAAAACUGAAACUCCAAACAGUACUCCAAGACAGCCACUUACUCCAAAGAAACCUAAUGGAGAAAUUACUUUGGAUCGUCGUGUUGAAAAGAUAACUAACUUUUACCAAUCUGAAAAACUAUACUUGAGUAUUUUGGAAAUUAUUGACAAAUACUUAGUUACCAAUGAAAACAUCAAACAAUACAUUGGAAAGCAAGAACAUAGCGAGAUAUUUAGUGAUUUUGAUUGUAUCAGAAUGAUAAACAAGGACUUGUUUACAGAAUUAGAAAAUGUUUACACAACAUGCAAUGAUGAUCCAAAGAAGAUUGAUGAAAUUCAAAUUGGUAGAUUAAUUUUGAAGAGAGUACCAACUAUGAGAUUGUACAAGACAUACUCUAACAAUUUAGAAAGACUUUUACAAACCCUUGCUGAGAUUGAAAGCAAGAAUACUGCAUACAGUUCUUACUAUGAUAAGACUGUCCUCCCAGAAUUGGUUGAAGCCAUUUCUGAAUAUCAAAAGGAAAAUUACAAAUACAACCCAAUUACUCAAAACUCUGCAAGAACCAGAGGACUCAGUGUUUAUGCAGGCGCCUCACAAUCAGUAUCAUCUUCAAGCAGUAAUAGACUUAGUAUUAAUCUUUCAGGAGGUGGACCAAUGGGUACACCUUUGGGUAUUGGAAGCACUAUUUUCAGUAAUGGUUCUGUUACCUUCAGAGCAGGAAAAUCUAUAAUCAAAUUGUCAGAUGUCUUGUCAAAGAUUCCAAUCGAAAGAGUACAAUUCUAUGGUAACUGGCUGCAAGAAAUGGCAUUCAAAUUAUCAGAUUCAACCUAUCCUGAUCAAAAAUGUUUACAUGAAGCCUACGAUCAAAUGCAAGCUAUUUCGGACCAUUGUCUUGAUAAGUUUACUGAAUUGGAAAAGCUUGAACAAUUCAGCCAAAUGCUUGCUGGUAAUCUGCUUUCACAAAAUAGAAAAUAUUUUGUCAUGGAUAAUUUGGGAUUCCCAGAACCACAAAAUCUCAACGAAUACAAACUCUAUCAACAAUGGAAGAAAUCCUACACUUCAAAAUCUAAAAAGCUUGAAAAGGAAUGGACCAAGAAGAAUAUCAAUGAAAUGCUUUCAAAUCCAAGCGGAAUUAAGAAUCUCAUUAAGAAAUAUGGUAUCAGUCCAAUAUUUAGACCUAGAAUUUGGAUGGAAAUCAGUGGAGCUCAACAAAAACUAAAUGAAAACACUGGCUACUACAAGAAGAUUCUUUCCGUUCAUGGAAACAAGAAUAAGACACCAUGGUUAGACCAAAUUGAAAAGGACUUGAAGAGAACCUAUGUUCAACACCCAUACUUUAACAAUGACGAAAAGGUUCAAGCUGCUUUGAGAAGAGUUUUAAUUGCUUACUGUUGGAGAAAUCCUCUCGUCUCCUACUCUCAAAGCUUCAAUUAUAUUGCUGGCUUAAUGUUACUCCACUUGUCAGAGGAAGAAGUUUUCUGGUUGUUUGUUGCAAUUUUGGAAGAUUAUUUACCUGCCAACUAUUACUCACCAGAGCUGAAGGGUGUACUUGUUGAUGCCAUGGUAUUUGAUGAAUUAUUGAGUGUAAAUUUGUACAAGUUAGCUUGCCACUUCAAGUCAAUAGAUUUUGAGAUUUCCACUUUCACAAUGUCCUUCUUUAUGAAACUAUUUACUGUGGAUUUCCCAAUUGAAACAACUUUGAGAUUCUGGGAUGCAUUCUUAUGUUAUGGAAGUCAAAUGAUGUUCAGAACUGUUUUGGCCAUUCUCAAAUUGAAUCAAGAUGCUCUCUUAAAGACCACAGAUGUUUCUGAAAUUAUGUUAACAAUGCAAGAUAUUGUUAAAACUCAAUUUGAUUGUCAAAAGAUUAUGAAGACAGCAUUCGGUUUCUCAAAGAUUACACACGAAAAGGUUCAAACAUUGAGAAAGAAGUACACUCCUCUCAUUGAUGUCGAAUUAGAAAGACAACGUGAAUACAGAAGAUAA